This is a messenger RNA of Ruditapes philippinarum (Manila clam), 1544 nucleotides long. Its product is annotated as pleiotropic regulator 1-like. The record is from RefSeq and is a predicted model, not a curated record. The coding region runs from base 103 to 1515 and encodes 470 amino acids. Gene Ontology annotation, biological process: mRNA splicing, via spliceosome. The transcript is spliced from 14 exons. NCBI's taxonomy places the organism in Eukaryota, Metazoa, Mollusca, Bivalvia, Venerida, Veneridae. Gene Ontology annotation, cellular component: Prp19 complex; precatalytic spliceosome; catalytic step 2 spliceosome. Gene Ontology annotation, molecular function: protein binding.
UGGUACGAAAUUAUCGUCAACUGUUUUUGUAAGUACAAUAUAAAAUGGCAGCUCCCAUGCACCGAUAAUUUUGUUUUGUUUGGUUUACUUAAAUUUCACAAGAUGACAGAGGAUGUACAGAAGCAUUCAGUGCACACGCUGGUGUUCCGUUCCUUAAAAAGAACACAUGAUAUGUUUAUAUCUGACCAGGGUAAUAUGCCACAGAAAGAUGACAGAAGUGAAUGGUUUAGAAAGAUGUGUAAAAUUGAUGAUGAGUAUGGUAUAGUAAAGAAUAUGCCUAAAGAAUCUGGUAGGAAACAGCAGCAACCAAGUACAGAUGCCAGUAAUCCAUAUGGACAAUGGCAAGACUCUAGAAAUCCAUAUGCAGCCCAAGAUGGCAGCACAGGACAACCAGGAAUGGAGCUUGCACUAACAGAUCAAAACAGGUCAGACAAUCCCUCAGCUGUUGGCGGUCAGGAUUCAAAUAAGGCAUUGGUAACUGUAGGCUCACAACAAGCUCUCGUACCAAAGAAAGCACCUACCAUGCCGAAACCACAGUGGCAUCCUCCAUGGAAACUUUACAGAGUAAUCAGUGGACAUUUAGGUUGGGUAAGAUGUGUAGCUGUGGAGCCAGGUAAUGAAUGGUUCGUAACAGGAGCUGCAGAUAGAGUUAUAAAGAUCUGGGAUCUGGCAACGGGAACAUUAAAGCUGUCAUUGACAGGUCAUAUAAGUGCAGUACGAGGGGUGUGUGUAAGUCCGAGACAGCCGUACCUCUUCUCUUGUGGUGAGGACAAAAAGGUCAUGUGCUGGGAUCUUGAACAGAAUAAGGUUAUAAGAAAUUACCAUGGUCAUCUCAGUGCAGUAUACUCCAUAGAUAUUCACCCCACUAUUGAUAUCAUAGCCACAUGUGGGCGAGACAGUACUUGUAGGAUAUGGGAUAUGAGAACUAAAGCAUGUGUUCACACGUUUGCUGGUCAUACCAACACAGUAGCCGAGGUUAGAUGCCAGGCAGCCGAACCUCAGGUGAUCACAGGAAGUCAUGACUGUACUGUAAGAUUAUGGGAUUUAGCUGCAGGCAAGUCACGGGUCACCCUCACAAAUCACAAGAAAAGUGUUCGCUCCAUAUGUUUACAUCCUACACAAUAUACAUUUGCAUCAGGAUCACCUGACAACAUAAAACAGUGGAAAUUUCCCGACGGGAACUUCUUACAGAAUUUAUCUGGACACAGUGCCAUUAUAAACAGUUUAGCUGUCAACUCUGACAAUGUCCUGGUCUCUGCAGCUGAUAAUGGGUCCAUGCAUUUCUGGGAUUGGAAGACCGGGUACAAUUUCCAGCGAAUGCAAGCAGCUGCACAACCCGGAUCAAUUGACUCGGAGGCAGGAAUAUUUGCAAUGACAUUCGACCAGAGUAGCACUAGAUUGAUCACUGCUGAGGCAGAUAAAACUAUCAAAAUAUACAAGGAAGACGAUUCUGCUACGGAGGAAAGCCAUCCCCUCAACUGGCGACCAGAUAUUGUCAAGAAGAAAAGAUACUGACCUCUACAGUGUGUGGCUUUUAUUCUUCU